This is a messenger RNA of Amborella trichopoda, 378 nucleotides long. Lineage: Eukaryota; Viridiplantae; Streptophyta; Magnoliopsida; Amborellales; Amborellaceae. The record is from RefSeq and is a predicted model, not a curated record.
AUGGCAGAAGCGGGAGGCCUCCCUAAGCGGAAGGUCGACGAGGAGGAGGACGGAGCUGAUGCGGUGCAGAAGAGGAGGAGGAUCAAUGGGUCGAAUUUUUAUGAGGAUCGUUUACAGGUUGUCCUUGUCUCUCCCUCUCAAGAAGAGCAAGAUCAGGCCAAGAAUCAAGAAAUUGAAGUAGCAAGGGCAAAGAAAGAGCAGGAUCGGGCCAAGAUUUAUCAAGAAAUUUGUGAAAUAAUGGCACAAAAAGAUAAUCAGCGGGAGCGGGAGCGGGAGCGGGAGCGGGAGAGGGAGAGGGAGCGGCUCCUGUUUCAAAAGCGGAAGCGUUGGAUCGACGGCUGCCCAAAGCUCCGGAGCUCGGGGAGUAAGCUUUGGUGA